AAAAAACAAGACAAGCUCUUAGGUUCCAUUCUCGUGUGUGAUGAGUAAAGAACAAAAGAGAAGGUGACCUUCCAUAUUUCAUUUCCAAAGCAACAUAUCCAAUCUAUCAUCACUUAUUAUCUUUGUCAAUUGUUGCCGUAAGCAUAAUUUUAGAAUUCAAAGAGAAAAAGAAAACAACAACAUCGCUAUCCAAACCACCACAAGUUUUUUUGCUUUCUCUCCCCAAGUAAAAAUCGUUAUCGCCUCCCUUGCUUGGAAAGAAUAACAUCUUGUCAUCUUCCAAACGAUCUACAACAAGAGAGCCACAUUCUUCUUCCUACCUCUUAGAACACAAAACCAUCAAACAACGCCAACCCCUACAAUCACGAAAAUCUCCAAUCUAAGAAGAUCCUUUCGUUUUAAUUGCUAAUACCAGUCCCAAAACAAUGCCCAAACAAACAACCUACCCUGGCCAAGGUGGUAGCAAUGGCAAUAACAACAACCACCAACAACAUUCACAACAACAACAACAGAAUAAUAGCGAGAGCAAUAACAACCUUUAUAAUUUACGAUACCAAGGGCCACAAUCUGCCUUCCAAUCCUCCAACACCUCCAAUGCUCUUCACUUCCUACACCAAUUCGAAAAGCAACAAGGUGGUGCCACCAAUCAACCUUCUCUAUUUAAUUUAUUGGAUGGAUCCACAUCUACGAUGGCUUCCGACGAAAUGGCACACUACUAUCAACGACUCUUCUCUGGCAAUAACAACAAUACCAAUAGCAAUAACAACCUCCUGAAUGCAAUGUCAGCCAAUGUAAAUACUCCAGGAAGUUCCUCCUCAAAUAGCAAUAGCACCAAUCCAUCAGCAUUUGUCUCACCCCUUCCACCAGCAUCAACACCUCUGGCAGAUUCACUCUCUUACUAUUUGGAACAACUUGGAUUGCCAAACCAGAACAAGGGAGGUUUAUUAGCACCAUCAACAAGUUCUUCUUCACUCUUGGGUAAUUCAUCAGCAGGAACAAACAACACAACAUCAGCAAAUGCCAAUCAACAAAUAUCAAAAUCAGCAUCUUCGGACAAGAUUUCAACCUUGCUGAAUAAUAUUAAUAAUCAUAUUACAAGUAGCAGCAACAACAACCUACCAAUGACAUCACCAACAUCCUCAUCAUCCCUUUCGAGUAGUAGUGGAAGUAAUGGACAACACGUAGAAGAAUCAAAGAAAAAGAAGAAGAAAAAACCAGUUGCUCCAGAAUCUGAUGAAGAUGAGGAGAUGCAAAUGGAAGGAGAUGAGAGUGGAGGUUUAUUCCAUCCAAUAGCUUGUGUACAAUGCCGUCGUCUACACAAAAGAUGUGAUAGGAAAUUACCAGCCUGUUCAAAAUGUGUUUCGAGAGGAGUAAAUUGUGAAUAUAAAAUCCCAAGAAAAAAGGGAAGAACAGCCAAACCAAAAACAUCUACUGAAGGUGACCAAAGCAAUAGGGACAUUGCUUCAUCUCUACCAUCAUGGGAAGGAGUUUCAAUGAACCCUCCAGAAUUGGACAGAAUUUCAACAAAUACAGCACCUCAAAUGGCAGAUGUUGAUGUUAGAAGAAUUUCCGAAAUGAACAUGUGUAUCUUCAAUACUACUAAUGCUGGAGUGAAACCUCUUCAUUCAAGCACAACCAAGUUGUUGGCAAACAUUUUAUCAUCUGAAACACCCUAUGGAAAUAUUGCCAAAACACCAGAAAAACAUCUUGACAAGAGAAAGGUACUAGAUUUGUACUUUAACAUUUUUGGUAAUGGUAUGCCAGUAAUUGAAAGAAAAGACUUUGAAGGAUAUCUCUCUUCUAAGUCAAAUAACUCAAAGGAUGACGAUGAAGAAAUUAUUACUGAAGGAAAUGAUAUCAUGCCAAACAAGAAGGAAGUAUAUGCCAUGUUUUUAGCUAUUAAGGCCAUUUGCGAGCAAAGAACUGGUCUUUCAGAUUUAGCUGAAGAAACAAUGAAAAAAGCUAGAGAAGCUCUAUCCAAAUUCUUUGAUGAACAUUCAAAUUUUUACGUGAGUUGUUGUUAUGCAUUCAUGUGCAUCUACGAGUCAGGAUGUGGAAGACUAAAGACUGCCAAAUACUAUUUACAGUCUGUUAACUUUUACCUUGAUGAGCUCAGUGAAGAAGAACAACAAAAUUUGACAAUCUAUCAGAAAAAUCUCAAAAAGAUUAGAAGUUUUUGUAAAGUCUGUUCAUCAAAUGAUAGUGGUGUGCUUUCUCUCUUGAAGGAUUGGCCAAAUGUAUUCGAAAAGACACUUGGUAUUCAAAUACCUACCGAAUGGAGAACAUUACUCGAGCAAGAUUUGACACCAAAUAACUAUUCCACAAUGAUCAAGGUUGUAGAGACACUUUUACACAUCGUAAGAAUGCAUCUCACAAAGACUGGUAGUGAAAGAAACUUGAAGAUUUUCGAUAUGGGAUCAACUAUUGUAUUCCAUGGCAUUAGAUUAGGAAUUUUGAGUGCUGUCAAUCGUGGAAAGGAAUUGAUUGAAGAGUCUGCUCUCAAAAUUACAUUUGGUACAGAGAAUGAGUUAUUCCUCUUUGUGCCACCACCAAUUGUUGCUCACGUUGCAGCAGCUGCCAAAGUUCACCUUCACAUCGUCAAGUCUAUUGAGGCUGGAGAACGUCAAAAUCCAGAGGUAAUGAUGGUACCAACAGUCAACUAUGGUGAGGAACCACGAGUUGGUACUGUUGACUAUUAUGAGAUUUUGGCCAAAGAUUUGAGAGCCUUGAACAUUCUCUCCAAGAGAUAUAAGAAAGUUUCUCUCUUCCACAAAACACUUAUGCAAGAAAUGGAGGAAAUUAUCAAUAGAAAACACUUGAUGAGUGCUCUCAAUUUAUUCACUUCUCACUCUCUGAAUGAUGGAAGCAAACAACCAACUGACUUGCCACAAUUCACUCAAAACUUUUCAUCUGGCUCUCUUCCAACCACCAGUAUUGGCAGUUCUAAUAGCACCAAUAGCACCACUCCUAGUAGUACAACUAGUAGUCUUCCUACCGUUUCCAAUACAUCCAAUAGAAGCACUACCACUACUAAUCCUUUGAGUGGAUUUUCAAAUGAUAUAUUUAGUCACUACAAUCUUUCAGAAUUUUCCGAAUUCCAAAAUGUUAAGAAUACCAAGGACUUUUUCUCAGUUAUUGCCAAUCCAAAGAAUAAUAACAAGAGUAAUAAUCCUAUCAAUAUGGGAACUCAAAAUCAAAUGGUAGAUCCUCCUACUAUUAACUGGCAAGACAUGAUUAAUGGUAGCGGUUUAAAUUUGAAUUUGGGAAAUAAUCUAGGUUUUGGACUUGCUUCUCCUGUUCCAAAUAUGAAUGCAGAGCCAUCUCUUCAAAAUGAAUCAUUCUUUGAGCCAUUCCUAGAUAAUGAUGACAUGCAAGAAAUUUAUUCCUUUGCCUAUGAUGAAGCUUUGGGUCCAUUCAUGAAUAACAGCGAUUAAAUUAUUUAAACAAGUUUCAUCUGAAAUAUUUAAAUGAUGAAACAGUUUUGACCAGUUCAAUAAUAAUGGAGAUUGAAUUUAGAUAAUUCAAAAUAGUAUGGAAUUGAAUAGUGGCAAUUUGAUCAAGCAACCAAUACAACCGAAUAUCAAAUAGUAGGAUAGUUUAGUCUCAAUAAUAAAUUUAAAGUUUUAUAUGAC
This is a messenger RNA of Naegleria gruberi, 3632 nucleotides long. RefSeq lists its product as uncharacterized. The record is from RefSeq and is a predicted model, not a curated record. Gene Ontology annotation, biological process: regulation of DNA-templated transcription. Gene Ontology annotation, cellular component: nucleus. The transcript is spliced from 3 exons. Bases 426 to 3434 code for a protein of 1002 amino acids. Lineage: Eukaryota; Heterolobosea; Eutetramitea; Acrasida; Naegleriidae. Gene Ontology annotation, molecular function: zinc ion binding; DNA-binding transcription factor activity, RNA polymerase II-specific.